GGAAGAGAAACUGCUACCAGUUGAUAUUGUAAGCAGGUAUAGAGAGAGAGAGAGAGAUGGCAAUUCCAGCCGCGUUGAGCACUAUUGCUUACUCGGCAAACAGACCAUUAUCGAAUUCGACUCCAUUCUCCUCUUCUCACAAAGCCAAGAGGCUGCUUUGCUGUGCAUCUCUCUCCAAUUUUGUUGGGAGCUCAGAAGCAGCAGGUGUGUGCUUGAGUGUUGGAACCCACCUCAUUCCCCAUCCCGACAAGGUUGAGAAAGGCGGAGAAGACGCCUUCUUUGUGAGCAGCCACCGCGGCGGAGUCAUUGCGGUGGCCGACGGCGUUUCCGGUUGGGCUGAAAAAGAUGUGAAUCCAGCUCUUUUCUCGCGUGAGUUGAUAGCUCACGCCUCUAGCUUGGUGGAAGAUGAAGAGGUUAACUAUGAGCCACGAAGUUUGAUUAGAAAAGCACAUGCUGCUACCACUUCCAUUGGCUCUGCCACCGCAGUUGUUGCAAUGCUUGAAAGGAAUGGGAUACUGAAGUUGGCAAAUGUAGGGGACUGCGGUGUGAGGAUCAUACGCAAAGGUCAAAUAGUGUUUUCUACAUCUCCACAAGAACACUAUUUUGACUGCCCAUAUCAGCUGAGUUCAGAGGCUGUUGGUCAGACAUUCCUAGAUGCCACGGUGAUGAGUGUGGAAGUGAUGGAAGAGGAUAUGGUCGUGAUGGGGUCGGAUGGGCUGUUUGACAAUGUUUAUGACAAAGAAAUUCUUUCAGUUAUGGAUUCAUAUGAUAGUGUAGCUGAUGCUGUGGUUUGUAUGUAGCAAAGGCAUUAGCUAAUCUUGCUCAUAACCAUUCAAUGGAUUCGACCUUCGACUCCCCUUAUUCCGUAGAAGCUCGAGCACAGGUGAGUAGUUCAUCUCAUUUUGCAAUUUCUACUUAUUCUUAAUAAGAAAUGUGGUGUUUUUGAGCAGGGUUUUGAUGUUCCUUGGUGGAAGAAAAUCAUGGGGAUGAAGUUAACAGGCAGGAUUUCGAUAAGCCUUCUUAUUAUCCAUACCUUUUGAUGUUAAUAGUUGGCUCUCUGUUUAAAAUGGACAGGUGGGAAGCUCGAUGAUAUCACUGUCAUUGUAGGAAAGGUGGAGAGCUCGUUGAGCUCUUGAGAGAAAGAGAGUCAAAAGAAAUUCUUGGUAUUGAUCGAUUGUUAUGGGAAUGUACAUGAUGAUUUUCCUUUGGAAGUAAAUAAUAAAAUUUUGAAAUGCACAACA
Salvia miltiorrhiza (redroot sage) is the source of this 1241-nucleotide messenger RNA. Its product is annotated as probable protein phosphatase 2C 26. Lineage: Eukaryota; Viridiplantae; Streptophyta; Magnoliopsida; Lamiales; Lamiaceae. The coding region runs from base 57 to 800 and encodes 247 amino acids. The transcript is spliced from 9 exons. The record is from RefSeq and is a predicted model, not a curated record.